CUGAUGCAGUCAUCGGAGCCAGCCGAUGCGAAUAAAUUGCAAAAAGAGCAAUCUGUUUAUGUGUGGGAAACGGCAAACGGGAAGCAGCAGCAGCAGCAAGAGCUGAAGUGAAUGUGAACAUUAUACCCGUGUACCUCCUCACAGCCCCUCUGCGCACACAGAGUGUGUUGUGUGUGUGUCAUUGUGUGUGCGAAACGAAGUGGCUGAUUACACAUUGUCCCCCCUCCCUGCACGACGGAGUUUUCUCCUUGAAACUGUCGCACCUGGCACACCUGGCACACCUGGCACCUGGAAAACCAACCAUCUGGGCACCUGGUGGGACCUGGAACCUGAAAACUGGCCCCAACUGUUUGGCAGACAAUAGAGAAGCGAACCGGACCAUCCGUACUGCUGCUGCUGGCCCGUGCCUUGCUCCAUGCCCGGAUUCCAUCUCAAUGAAAUGGGCGAAAUGGUCUUGGAUGCCAUUGACGACAUCGGCGUGGUCGAUGUGUACGACCUGGCCUCGGAUAUUGGCAAGGAGUACGAGCGGAUCAUGGAUCGCCUCGGAACGGACGCGGUGAGUGGGCUGAUGCCAAAGAUCAUCAAUACGCUGGAGCUGCUGGAGGCGCUGGCCACGAAGAACGAGCGCGAGAACGCCACCAUACAGGAUCUGCGGGAAAAGAUCACCCAGCUGGAGAGCGAGAAGCUGGAGAAGGCCGAGUUCCGGCGCCGCUUUGAGAAGGAGUUGGAGCUCAUCGAGGAGCAGUGGCGCAGCGAGACCAAUGAGCUGGUUGACCUGGUCUCCUCGCUGCAGGACGAGAACAAGCGGCUGGUGAAGCAGACUCAGGACCUGCAGUCAUCGUCCGCCCAGAGCUCCGGCCUGGGCGCCAGCCUCACCGAGAGCAUCAUCAGCAUGACCAACAAUGAGCUGCACAGCGCCCUGUCCGACACCCAGGUGCUGCAGCGGCUCAAGGAGCAGAUAUACAAGCAGCGGGACGAGCUGAAGCAACGCGAGCGGGAGCUCCAGGACAAGUACAGCGAGCUGGAGCAUCUUAACAUCCAGUCGGAGCGUCUGAAGGGUUCGGAGCGGGACACGAGGAGGCGCCACAAGUUGAUGCAGGCCCAGGUGAAGACGCUGUGCGAGGAGCGAGCCGAUUUCCUGGCUCAACUGCAGGAUCAGUGCCGGGAGAUCAAUCAGCUUCGCAAGCGUCUCGGCCUGGCCGAGAAGGAGAACGAGGAUCUGGUGCAGUCGUACGAUGACGAUCAGAACGAUCCCAAUCGGCCGCGCUAUACCACGCGUGAGCUCAAGGAGCUGAUCAGCGAGCGGGACGAGCUGCUGACCACCAUCGAUGGCCUCAACGAGCAGCUGGCCGAGCUGAAGCCCCCCAGUAAGUUGAAGACCAAGCGGUCGCGGCAUAUCUCCAGCUCGGAUGACAGUGACGAUGACGAGGGUCAUUUGGCGGACAACGACGAUGAUGACGACGACGAUGAGGAGGCGGCUGAAGCGGCAGCCGAACUUGAGCCCCCAGUCGCUGGGGAGACGCCGCCUGGUCACGAUGCACCCGUGCAGGGACCGCUGCCGUACGAGCCGGACGAUGCGCCCUGGAAGAAGAGCUCCGAGUCGGGCAUACGCAAAUUCUUCCGCAAACUGUUCUCGGAUCCGUCGGACGGCAAUAAUACAUUCCCGAAACGUUCCUUGGCCACGCUCUCCAAGAUGGCACUUUCGGCCACACCAGGCUCCUCUGUGUCGGGCACGGCCGCCGCCGCCGCCAUAUCCUUUUCCGGCGAGGCAGCGAAGUAAGACCCACCCCAAAAGCAACAUCACACGCUACCGUUGAAGUGCAUCUAAUUUUUAUUUUUGUUUUUUGUUUUUCUUUUUGUUUGUCUGUUCUGUUUCUGUCUUUUCCAUUUUGAUUUUGGUUAUUUUUUUCGUUUGAUUUUCCCCACUCACCUGCAUCACUUCGCCUGCAUCCCAUUUAUUUAUUUAUGUAUUUAUUGUUUCUUAUUGUUUUCAUCUGUUUUAGUCUGUCUUUGUCCCUCGCUAUAUACCUUCUCCGUUUAAGCUGUACAUACAUUGUUUAUACACUCGAUUGCUGUGCCCUCGUAAUCCUAAG
Messenger RNA from Drosophila obscura, 2093 nucleotides. It is a transcript of the gene Rilpl, whose product is annotated as RILP-like protein homolog. NCBI's taxonomy places the organism in Eukaryota, Metazoa, Arthropoda, Insecta, Diptera, Drosophilidae. The record is from RefSeq and is a predicted model, not a curated record.